This is a messenger RNA of Prorocentrum cordatum, 3345 nucleotides long. The record is from the annotation of a GenBank genome assembly. NCBI's taxonomy places the organism in Eukaryota, Dinophyceae, Prorocentrales, Prorocentraceae.
UUGAAGGAUCCGUGUUUGUUGUCUGCGGCUUGUUUUGGUUGGGCACAUACGGACAACUGAAAACCGUAGCUUGGAGCUUGGCUCCAGCGAUAUCAGAUUAAGUCUUACUCAGUUGCAGCUCGUUACAAGGCAGACGCCUGCAACGGUCACGCGAUGACAAGAUGGCAACGGAUCAGCGCCCGUGCAAAGUGCGGAGGAAGGCAACAAUUGCGCAGAGCUAUGUAGAGGCUUAUUCUGGCUUUCUCUCAGGGUGCCAUCAUCUUGAUGAUGAUGAUCAUUUGGGCGAGCUUUACGAUUGGGUUCAGCAACCACGUACAGUUCAGCGUGUAGAGUUUUGGGGUUCGAGAUCGUUUGUUCAUCCGCGCGUUUUCUUUUUAUAUACCACGGGCGAUAGUACAAAGGACUUGGACGGCAAAUUUUGGGGUUUUGAGGAAGGAGAUUUCUUAUUGGUUGACACGCUUCACUUGAGUAGCUCAGAAUACAUAAAGACCAUCCUUGAAACUAGAUGCGCGCAGAAGUUCGAAGAUGGAUGCCGCUUCGACGAACACACACUAUUGCAACUUACGCUGAGAGUGAGCUCUGGACGCACGUUCACGGUGACCUUUGAUCCCCAAUCUGCGCCCACAUUGAAACGUUCGCGUACCAUUCAGGCAGCCGAAGGGCAUAUGAUUGUUGAUUACGACGUUUUUUCUGAUCCUGAGGAUUUGUAUGACAAACCUUUGCAAACACAUUUCAGAGGUUAUGGUGGUGGUGAUGGAUGCAAAUUCCGUCAACAUGGAACUGCUUUCGAAAUCGGCGUAGUUCAAAUGCCAAUUGACGGAGAUUUUCGCCGAUUGUCUUCUUUGUUGUUGGUUGAUGAUUGUAGUGUGGAGCACGUGAAAGAUGCGCGUAACCAUUUUAAAUCUGGCAACGUCGCCCAUGUUCUUUGUCACAUUGGUGGUCACGAAGCUGCGGCUGCGUUGAUGAAGCUUGUUGGAGCUGGUCUUGAGAGUCUCCUGGUUGAGUGCGAUCAGUGGGGAAUGAGUCCUGCGUUCUAUGCGAUCACGUCCCCAUACUCAUCAACAGCUUGUUUGGAAGCUGUCUUGAGCUGUGCGCAGGAUGCGGUCAAAUGGGUUUGGACGGAGCCAAGGCCAGACGGAGGUGGUUUCGGUUAUGGGUUUAACCUUGCACACCUCGCUGCACACGAGGGCAAGGAUGUGUGCUUGGAGGUACUGUCACGGUUUGGCGGCGCCUGCAAUAUAUUCAGUGCGCGUUGCAGGUUUCGGUCUUGGACACCAGCACACCACGCGGUUGGAGUGCGACAGGGCAGUUGUUCUGAUUCAGACGAGCUCGAAUUAUUGGCGCCGUUGCACGAUUCAGAGAUUCCGAAUCGUUUGCGGUGCCUCCAGAUACCGAUUCUGCACGAAUCUAUAUUACAAUACGUGGCGCCCUUGCUCCAGCUCGACACAUAUUCAAGUGGGCAAAGCUUCUCGAAUUCUUUGGGCAUUGCUCAAAAGGAUGCCCGAGAUGCAUCCAGUCUCUGUGUCAAAGAUUGUUAUGGCUUCACUGCGGCCCAUUAUGCAACGAGGAAGGAAUUCCUCGACUACUUGUUGGAGAUCGGUGGCCUCGCCCCUCUGUACGAGGAUAUGAUUGCGCGGCCAGACAGGUUGGCGUUGCGCGAAGGGGGCACCAAGGAUAUGCCAAGCUGCUGGCACGAUGUGACACGCAUUUUGACAUCGUCGCGAAAGUACUUGCCGCUACAGGUUCGCCAAUUGUGGCUUUCGGCUGCUAUGAAGGCGUCGAUACCAGAUGGCGAUGAAGGGCUAGUCCUCGUAGUGGACUGGUCUUCACCGCUCUCGGGUGCUUGCGAAGCCCUUGGCGUAGACGAACACAGUGGGUCGCUGACCACAGCGAGGCCUGCACUUCUCACAACCGUUCGCAAUGCAGCCUCAGAUGCAGCCGCAGGUGAUGGCCUUCGCCGGGAAUGGCUAACUAGGGUCGCCGCGCGGCUGCUCGAGCCCGACCAUGGCCUCUUCGAGCAGGACCCAGGCCGACGCACACUAGUUGUGAACAAGCACUCUGGUGAUAUUGUGCCGGACCAUUUGGCGCAGUUUGCUUUGCUAGGUCGAGUAAUAGGUUUGGCAUUUCUGCACGGCGAGCAGAUACAAAAGCUUAGCGAUUUAAACGGCGUUGUCUUGAGUCAGCUGUUAGGGCGCGACAUGAACUCCGCAGACGCACUGGCAGUGCUGGACCCAGAGAAGUUCAAAAACCUGAGUCUGUUGGAAGGCCUAGACGGCCCGUCUGUAGAGUCAGCGCACUUAGUGUUUUCCGUGAGCAAGUUCUCUCUGCCAGAGUACCUUGCCCCAUGUGGCAGAGCAGGAUUCGAUGAGGAAGUGGAAUUGAAGAUUGGAGGUGCCAACGUUUCUGUCACUAAAGAGAAUGUCGGCGAAUACAUAAACCUCGCUGCAAAGUAUUGGGUGACGCAGUUGUGUGACCAGAGCCAGCCUCAACUCGUUGCCGCCAAGGCUGGUCUCGGGGUUUUGCUGACGCCGCACAUAGAGGCGGCUAUGAAUCGACUGUUCACGCUCACAGAGAUCCAGCUUACAUUGGGUGGGCUCGUUGAGAUCACAGAUGAUAUUGUGAAAGACUGGAAACAACACACGAUAUACGAGGGUGCAGUGUCGUCAUCUCAUGUUUUGGCAUUGUGGUUUUGGAGUGUUGUAUCUGAGUUUUCCUUCGCAGACAGGGCCAAGCUGCUUGCAUUCUGCACUGGCUCACCAAGUCCUCCUGCAGUUGGCUUCUCCAGACUGCCAGGCUUCAACGGAGGGAUCGCUCAAUUCACAUUGGUUGGCACAGGGUCGUCCGAGGAGCAGUUGCCGUCAGCAAGCACCUGCUUUGCUAAAUUGAAGUUGCCUGCGUACAAGAGCUUACAAACGCUCCGAAGCAAGCUAACUCAAGCAAUCGAACUCUAUGAAGGAUUCGCGGAGGCCGCAGUGGGCCACGCUUGAGUUUGAGAGGUGGGUGGAUAGGGAGCACUUAUGGCUGCGCCGGGAAAAUAUAUAUACACGGCUACACAAACACCAGCCACGAGUGGCCUUGGCGCUACCAGCGAUGUUCCUGGCAGGGCGCUGCAAAUAUUUUUGCGAGUAUGCGCGUACGCCACACCACGUUUGAGGGUUCCUCUAGGUCAGCUCCAGCACAUCGGUAAGAAUCGCGUGCCGCACAUAUGGAGGUGGCGGUGGCGCGGGUGCGCGAGGUGAGCUUUUUCCAGGGGGCGUCGUAUAUGCGGAGAGCGGCCCAGCGCCGAAUGGGUACGCCCAGUAGCACCCAGCCUCGCUUACAAUGAACGCAGUCCCAAAUAGCCAC